Messenger RNA from Penicillium cinerascens, 261 nucleotides. RefSeq lists its product as uncharacterized. Lineage: Eukaryota; Fungi; Ascomycota; Eurotiomycetes; Eurotiales; Aspergillaceae. The coding region runs from base 1 to 261 and encodes 86 amino acids. The record is from RefSeq and is a predicted model, not a curated record. The transcript has 2 exons.
AUGAAGUUUUCUACGUCCAUCAUCGCCGUCGCCGCUCUCUUCGGCUCUGCCGAGGCAUUGCCAAUGCCUCUCCCCUUAUGGCGUCAACAAAGCCACCACCCUCAACUGCUGUCGUGUUGCACGUCAUAUGGUGACCGUUCUGACUGCCAUUGUCCUGAGGGUUGUGCUCGCGCCGAGCUCCAGGCCAUGCACAAGGCCGAGGGCAAGGCUCCUCCCACUGAUAACGAGGUUAACGCCCUGCUCGCCAACUAUGCCGGCUAG